GGGGGACACGGCGGGCGCCGCGGGGACCUGGAGACUCCGGAGCCGCAGUGUCCGCGCGGGGCGGGCGGCCUGGGAAAGUCAGCGUCAGCAGCAGCGCAGUGGCGGGAACCGCAGCCCGGCGGCCCUGGAACCUCCCAGGAAAGCAAGCCAUUUGUUCUUUGUUCCUGAAAGAGAAACUCACAGAAGAGAAACAAUAAGAAAUGGCUGAUUCUCCAGUAAGCAUGUCUCAGGGUCUGUUGACAUUCAUGGAUGUAGCUGUGUACUUCCCACAGGAGGAGUGGGAAUGCCUGGACUCUGCUCAGAGGGCUUUGUGCAUUGAUGUCAUGUUGGAGAAUUAUAGCAACCUUGUCUUUGUGGAGAACUAUUGCAGAUGUGAUCUUGUCCAUCACCAUGUGAAUACUGAAAAGGAGUCUUGUCAGUGUGAUGAGCUUGACAAAGUGUUUCAUGACCCCUCCACAUGUGCACUUCAUAGAAAAAGUGAAACUACAGAAAACUCUAAUGACUACACAUGCAGUAGUCACAGGGAUGCCUCUGUUGACUCAUCAAACCCAGACAGACAUGAAAGCAUGCACACUGGAGAAGAACCUUGUCAAUCUAAAGACUGUGAGAAAUCUUUAAAUCUAUGUUCAGGCAUUACUCAAGAUCAGAGAGUCUACACUGCAAAGAAAGAGCACAGGCAGGAAGAAUAUGAUGACUAUUUCAGCUAUGCAUACGCUUUUUUUCAACAACCAAUCUACAUUGGAGAGAAACCACAUCAAUGUGGGAAAUGUGGGAAAUACUUUAGUACUACUUCAAGCCUCAGCGAACAUGAGAGAAUUCAUACUGGAAUUAAACCUUACAAGUGUAACAAUUGUGAAAAAUCCUUUACCCAACGUUCAAGUCUUAAAACACAUCAAAGACUUCAUACUGGAGAGAAACCUUACAAAUGCAAAGAAUGUGACAAAUCCUUUGCCCACUAUUCCAAUUUCAGAAGACAUCAGAAAAUUCAUGCUGCUGGGAGACACUAUAGUUGUCAACAAUGUGGCAAGGUCUUUCAUCAGCUUUCACAAUUUGAAAGCCAUUACAGACUCCAUACUGGAGAGAAGCCUUACAAGUGCAAUGAGUGUGACAGGUCCUUUCCCCACUAUACAUCAUUGAGAAAGCAUCAGAAAACUCAUUCUCUCGAGAAAUUACACAAGUGCGAAGAAUGUGGUAAGUCCUUUCUUGAAUUAUCACUUCUUAACAGGCAUUACAGGAUCCAUACUGGUGAAAAGCCUUACAGAUGUAAGGUAUGUGACAAAUCGUUUACCUGGAACUCAUACCUUUCCAGACAUCAGAAAAUUCAUACUGGGGAGAAACCUUACAAAUGUAAGGAAUGUGACAAAUCCUUUCCCGAAAUCUCAUAUCUUAGAAGACAUCAGAGAGUUCACACUGGAGAGAAACUUUACAGAUGUAAGGAAUGUGAGAAGUCUUUUACUAGCUCCUCGUAUCUUAGAUCACAUCAGAAAAUUCAUACUGGAGAGAAACUUCCUAAAUGCAAAGAGUGUGAUGUAUCCUUUAUUCAUAUGGCAAAUCUUAGAAAGCAUCAGAGAGUUCAUACUGGAAAGAGACCUUAUACUUGUAAGGAAUGUGACAAAUCCUUUUCCUGGGACUCACAACUUAGAACACAUCAGAGAAUUCAUACUGGAGAGAGACCUUACAAUUGUGAGGAAUGUGACAAAUCCUUUGCCCAUUCUUAUGGUUUAAGGAAACAUCAGAAAAUUCAUACUGGAGAGAAACUUUAUAGAUGCAAAGACUGCGACGUAUCCUUUAUUCAUAUUGAAAGUCUUAAAAUACAUCAGAGAGUUCAUACUGGAGAGAGACCUUACAGUUGUCAGGAAUGUGACAAAUCCUUUACCACUUGCUCACAUCUUAGAAGACAUCAGAGAGUUCAUACUGGAGAGAGACCUUACAGUUGUAAGGAAUGUGACAAAUCUUUUACUAGGUGGGAACAUCUUAGAACACAUCAGAAAAUUCAUGCUGGAGAAAAUCCUUACAAAUGUAAAGACUGUGAUAAGUCUUUUAGUGACUAUACAAUACUUAGAACACAUCAAAGCAUUCAUGCUGGAGAGAGGCCUUACAGUUGUCAGGAGUGUGACAAAUCCUUCACCACUUGCUCACGUCUUAGGAAACAUCAGAGAGUUCAUACUGGAGAGAGACCUUACAGUUGUCAGGAAUGUGACAAAUCCUUUACCAGUUGCACAGAUCUUAGAAGACAUCACAGAGUUCAUACCGGAGAGAGACCUUACAGUUGUCAGGAAUGUGACAAGUCUUUUACUAGGUAUGAACAUCUUAGGACACAUCAGAAAAUUCAUACUGGAAAGAAACCUUAAAAAUGCAAAGACUGGACAUAUCCUUACCCAUAUUACAAGUCUUAGGGGACAUUAGAAAAUUCAUACUAGAGAGAAAAAUCACCAUUGUAAAUAAUGUGACAUACCAUUUUCCUGUAUUCUCUGCUUACAAUUCACAACAGUAUAUAUAAUAGAAACAUAAAAUAAGAAACUUAUGAAAACCUGUAAUGAGGUUUAAAUCUUAGCAAAUAUCACAGAGUUCAUGCCAAAAUAAAACCCUCCAAAUGUUA
This is a messenger RNA of Mesocricetus auratus (golden hamster), 2599 nucleotides long. RefSeq names its product zinc finger protein 54-like. The record is from RefSeq and is a predicted model, not a curated record. The transcript is spliced from 4 exons. Gene Ontology annotation, molecular function: DNA-binding transcription factor activity; RNA polymerase II cis-regulatory region sequence-specific DNA binding. Gene Ontology annotation, biological process: regulation of transcription by RNA polymerase II. The coding region runs from base 201 to 2351 and encodes 716 amino acids. NCBI's taxonomy places the organism in Eukaryota, Metazoa, Chordata, Mammalia, Rodentia, Cricetidae.